Molecule: messenger RNA, 251 nt
Organism: Meloidogyne enterolobii
Lineage: Eukaryota; Metazoa; Nematoda; Chromadorea; Rhabditida; Meloidogynidae
Source: the annotation of a GenBank genome assembly
AAAAAAUGUCAAAAUUCCUUAUUAGCUUUGUUAUGUUCACAAUUGUUUUAAUUCAAGUUUGUGAUUGUGUGAGAGAAAAGGGAACCCCUAUUAGAUCUCCUAGGGGUGAUCAUACAGAUAAUCUUCCAAAGGAUCCUAAACCGAAAAAUGAAGAAACUAAAACUCCUAAAUAUGGUACUGAUAAAGCAGGGUCUUCUACGGUUAAUGAAGGAACUCCUAAGAGGGUAAACUUAAUUUAUUUUCAUAUUUAA